GCGGCCAUGGCAGACUCUCAACCCGCGUCCGGCGGCCUCACUGACGAGGCCGCUCUCAAGUGCUGCUCCGACGCAGACCCCAGCACCAAGGAUUUUCUGCUGCAGCAGACAAUGCUUCGAGUUAAAGAUCCUAAGAAGUCAUUGGACUUUUAUACUAGAAUUCUUGGAAUGACGUUGCUCCAAAAGUUAGAUUUCCCUACUAUGAAAUUUUCACUCUAUUUCUUGGCUUAUGAGGAUAAAAAUGACAUCCCCAAAGAUGGAAAUGAAAAAGUAGCAUGGGUGUUCUCCAGAAAAGCCACACUUGAACUGACACACAAUUGGGGCACUGAAGAUGAUGCAACCCAGAGUUACCACAGUGGCAACUCAGAUCCUCGAGGAUUUGGUCACAUUGGAAUAGCUGUUCCAGAUGUACAUGGUGCUUGUAAAAGAUUCGAAGAACUGGGAGUCAAAUUUGUGAAGAAACCCGAUGAUGGUAAAAUGAAAGGUCUGGCAUUUAUUCAAGAUCCUGAUGGCUACUGGAUUGAAAUUUUGAAUCCUAACAAAAUGAUAAAUAUCAGUUCCUGA
Messenger RNA from Chrysochloris asiatica (Cape golden mole), 564 nucleotides. It is a transcript of the gene GLO1, whose product is annotated as glyoxalase I. The record is from RefSeq and is a predicted model, not a curated record. Lineage: Eukaryota; Metazoa; Chordata; Mammalia; Afrosoricida; Chrysochloridae. Gene Ontology annotation, molecular function: lactoylglutathione lyase activity; metal ion binding. The transcript has 6 exons. The coding region runs from base 7 to 564 and encodes 185 amino acids.